Messenger RNA from Halteromyces radiatus, 1191 nucleotides. RefSeq names its product Zinc/iron permease. The record is from RefSeq and is a predicted model, not a curated record. Gene Ontology annotation, biological process: intracellular zinc ion homeostasis; zinc ion transmembrane transport. The transcript is spliced from 2 exons. Gene Ontology annotation, molecular function: zinc ion transmembrane transporter activity. NCBI's taxonomy places the organism in Eukaryota, Fungi, Mucoromycota, Mucoromycetes, Mucorales, Cunninghamellaceae. The coding region runs from base 54 to 1097 and encodes 347 amino acids. Gene Ontology annotation, cellular component: membrane.
UAUUCUCUCUCUCUCUUUUUCUUUUUCCCUUUUCUUGUAAAGUGCCAAAUAUCAUGUCACUUCAAGCUCAGGCAUUUUCCUUUUUAUUCCCUGGAAAUGCUAUGGUCAAUUCCUUAUUAGCCACUGCUUAUAUUUCCAUUUUUCCAAACUUAUUACUUUAUUUUGUACCUCCUGAUAUCAAUACUGCUUCUCUCAAUACCUUGGUUAGUUUUGCUGUUGGUGGUUUACUUGGAGAUGUCUUUUUACACUUGUUACCUCAUGCUUUCCUUGGUGAACACGAUGACCAUAGUCAUACCGCGUUAGUGGAAGUGGACAACAAACAAAAUGUAUUAGUAGGAUUAGGUAUCUUUGGUGGCUUCUUUUUCUUUUUUAUUAUGGACAAGAUGAUGAGAGUCAUGAAUGGAGGAAGCGGACAUAGCCACGAUCAUGGUACAGCACACAGCCACGAUCAUCACCAACUUGACAAGAAAAUCGAUGACAAACCUGAAGGUUUACGCCAACGAAAAGAUACCAAAAAACAACAAGAAAACGACAAUCAUACAGUAGAUACCAAGCAACAACAACCAGAUGCCAGCAUCAAACUUAGUGCUUAUUUGAAUUUAUUAGCUGAUUUUACUCAUAAUAUGACGGAUGGACUUGCCAUGGCUGCUUCCUUUUAUGCAUCUCCUGCUGUUGGUGCUACUACUGCCGUUGCUGUAUUUUUCCAUGAAAUCCCUCAUGAAGUUGGUGAUUAUGCUAUCUUGAUUCAAUCCGGCUUCUCCAAGAAACGUGCUAUGAUGGCUCAAUUCACUACUGCUGUGGGCGCUUUUCUAGGAACACUGAUUGGUAUCUUUAUUGAAGAAGCUUCUCAACUCGGUUCUUCUCAUGAUCACAAACACGCCGUCGUUGGUUUAUUAGGUACUCAACUGCAGUGGGGCGAUCUGGUCAUUCCUUUUACGGCAGGUGGUUUCUUGUAUAUCGCUACUGUGGGUGUUAUUCCUGAAUUACUGGAAGUGACGGGCAAAGUCAACAAGGACAAAAAUCAAGCUUUCAAAGAAUUUACUGCCAUGUUGAUAGGUCUUGGUUUGAUGGUCGCUAUUGCUUGGAAUGAAGUAUAACUUGGAACAUAUUGAUGGAUCUCUGGAUAAAUAGAUAUUAUUUUCUAUGUGUGUAUGAGUCCUUCCUUCCUCUCUCUCUCUUUUUUUUUUUUUU